CUCUGAAACUUGCUUCAUUAUUGUAUCCUUGAAAAAUAACUUGGUUGCUCUUAGAGCAGUUUGUGAAUAAGUCAUGGCAACCACUAUGGCCUGCUCCCAUGUAGUUGCAAGACCAGCAGGAUUUUCAAGGACAUUUUCUUCAAGUAGAUCAAGGUUUUUCUCAGGAAGCAGCAGCACACUGUCAUUGGGUAGCAGCCAUGUCUGCAAUACUGCCACCAAAUCCUCUGACUGGAUGCCCGGCCAGCCUCGUCCUCCUUACCUUGAUGGAUCAGCCCCUGGAGAUUUUGGAUUUGACCCCUUGGGUUUAGGUGCCGUUCCAGAGAAUUUGGAACGCUACAAGGAAUCUGAGUUGAUUCAUUGCAGAUGGGCCAUGCUGGCUGUGCCAGGAAUGUUGAUACCUGAAGCACUGGGUCUGGGUAACUGGGUAGAUGCUCAGAAAUGGGCAGCAGAACCAGGUGGCCAAGCAACCUAUUUUGGUGCUCCAGUCCCAUGGGGUACACUCCCCAUUAUUCUUAUUAUCGAGUUCCUUGCAAUUGCUUUUGUUGAGAACCAACGAAAUAUCGAACCUGACCUUGAGAAGAGAAAAUAUCCUGGUGGUGCAUUCGAUCCUCUUGGAUACUCAAAGGAUCCUGCCAAAUUCAAGGAAAUGAAAGUGAAAGAGGUGAAAAAUGGUCGUCUUGCUCUCUUAGCAUUUGUAGGAUUCUGUGUACAAGCCUCAGCUAACCCUGGAACUGGACCUUUGGAGAACCUGGCUACUCAUCUCUCAGACCCAUGGCACAAGAACAUUGCAGAAGUUCUCAUUCCUAGAUCUAUAAUGCCAUAUUGAAUUCAGUAAAGCUGCUAUAUGAGCUUGUGAGCUGAAGUGCCCAACUUUGUACUUUGCUUUGUAUAUGAAUAGAUUGCAGAAUGCUUUUUUCUUAA
Cryptomeria japonica (Japanese cedar) is the source of this 921-nucleotide messenger RNA. RefSeq names its product chlorophyll a-b binding protein 6A, chloroplastic. Gene Ontology annotation, cellular component: membrane. The transcript has 4 exons. The coding region runs from base 74 to 826 and encodes 250 amino acids. NCBI's taxonomy places the organism in Eukaryota, Viridiplantae, Streptophyta, Pinopsida, Cupressales, Cupressaceae. The record is from RefSeq and is a predicted model, not a curated record. Gene Ontology annotation, biological process: photosynthesis, light harvesting in photosystem I; response to light stimulus.